Molecule: messenger RNA, 2111 nt
Organism: Drosophila nasuta
Lineage: Eukaryota; Metazoa; Arthropoda; Insecta; Diptera; Drosophilidae
Exons: 3
Source: RefSeq, a predicted model, not a curated record
CUCGCCGUUGCAAAUGGCCACGGCCAGCAGGACGGAGCAGCUGGCGGUGAUGGCGACGCAGUUAACGCUGCUGCAGUCAUCGCAGCUGCUGUGGGAGAAGCCACCGGCUCAGUGGAACAGCAGCUGGCGUAUGCAAUGUGUGGCAUGGGAUUGACUACCAGUGCCAAGCAUGACGCUAUUGAACAAGCUGCAAAGUCCAACGGUGGCACUCACCGGGCCAUGCCAAUGCGCACGCCCUCAACAUCCAGUGAGGAUGACGAUGAAGAUAUUGAGGAGCCACAGCAAUGGCUGCCAACCGACCUGACAUCGGUGGCAAGCGCAUCGGAGCGUUACUCCGAUAUCACUCAGCUGCUGGCUAAACAGCAGCAGACGCUGCAGCGGACUCCAGAUGCCCGCUGGGCUAUGGCCGAUGGUUAUGAUCUGACUGCCUACAAUCAGAUCAACGGCGUUUGGCCACUGGGCCAUCCUUUACCGUUGCCCGAUUGGAGCAGCGCCGAGGAGCCCGCCAAGGCAGAACUAAUUUUCGAGAACGUCUGGCAAUACGAAGAGCUAACUGGCAUUAUAGAGACGGCACUGCAACGCAUGCUGGAGGAGACUCACUACAAUACGGUCAAUCUGUUUGUGGACUUCUAUCGCAGCUUUAAGCGCACACGUCGUUCGGAUCUGCGCAGCUUCUUUCAGUUCUACGAUGUGCCCAUCAAUCGACGCCACCACAUGUGUGUGUCGCUGGCUUUCGAGAUUAUAGCGCGAUUGGUGCAAAUGUUUCCACAGCUGGGACAGUAUUUGUACGUUGUAUCCUGCGAGGAGCAGGUGGUCGACUGUAAUGACUAUGUGCAGAUGGACGAGGAGUAUGGCAUGAAUUCAGCGGAUGCGGGUGUUGAAAAGGAGCACGUGAUGGUCGCUAUGCGUUUCGCCAUUGGCGAGCGUCAUGGUGUCAUGAUUCUCGAUCCUGGCUAUCAUGUGGGACGCGCCGUUACUGUCAUGAGCGAUCAGAGCUAUCCCCACACAGGCUGGUUCAAUCAAUCGAAGGAGCCGCAUCUGCAACGAGAUUACUGCUACAGCUACAGUCAGCAUAGCGACAAGUUUGUGGAGUGGAAGGAGCGUGAGAUACGUGGCGAUGAGGCCAGUUUCAAGACCUCCCUCAUCUACAUUGCUCAGGAAUAUAUGACCGCCGUGGAUGUGACAGUGCGUCGAAAUCUGGUUUACAAUUUCCGUUCGCUGUUGUCGCGCGAUGCCAAGGGUCGCGUCUACGCUGGUCUUUAUUUCCCACUUGUUUCCAAUGUGCAGGAGGCGCAUCUAACUCUUUUCUAUGAUGGACCCAACGAGCAGCGCGUGAAAGCCAAGCUCAUGUUUAGCGCUUUUAAAGUGGGCAAAGGCAAGCAACUGCCGGACUAUGUGCUACAGCACCUGGUAAAGCUUUCACCACAGCUGAAUAUGUCGCAACAUGAAUUGACGGAGCUUUGCAAAUCACUUUGCGAGGUCGUCUCGGAUCAGAAUUUUAUAAGCCAGGUGCUGGCUAUUAACGACGAUAUCGGUGUCAUGUCCAUGGAGAAUUGACAGUUAAAGCAACCUAAGAACGCUGCUGCAACACCAACAACAACACCAACUCCAACGCCAUCUCCAUCACCAGUUGAGGAGAUAGAGAAAAAAAAUGAUAAUGCAGCUGCAACUUAGACGUUAUCAAAACAUUUUCAAAAAAUACUUUCCAAACUAAAAAAAAACUUAAUUUAAUAGAAUUAGACAGCACUUACAAGCAAAUAUAAUUGAAUUUAGUAAUAUAUAUACCCACUUAUAAACACUAUAAACAACAACUAUACUAACAUAUAUACAUAUACACAUCACUAACGGACACUUGAAGACUUUGUAAAUCCCUAGUAUGAUUUAAUCAAACGAAAAAAUUCUCAAUUAGAAAAACGUAAAUACGAGUAAUACUAUAUUUAGAUUUUCUUUUUGAACUUUGCUUGAUUUCAAAUAUAUUUCAAUUUCGUCUAUAAUAAACAAAUUAAACUAUGUAUACGCAAAGGCGAAAAAUGCAUAAAUAAGUUAGUUGAUAUAUACAUUUUUGUUCAAACGCACUGUAAUACUUUUGUUUAAUAAAUAAAUGCAAAUCA